AUGUUCUGGCAACAAGUGAACCUUGGUAUAUUGUACAGAGGAAUACUAAGAGGUAAUCAAUGGCUAACAUUUUUCGAGAUGUUAAUAACAGCGCUGUUUACACUGAAUGUAAUCCUUAUAUGUGUGUUGUUUAAUUGUAUUAUUAUUGUGCCAUAACCGUUGCUCAACUUAUAUGCAGGCACUGAAAAGAAUCCAUUGGAAAUCAAGCCCACGUACAGCUUUUGGGCUCCAUUCAUUGGAUCAAACUGCAGAAGAGGGCGACAACUGAUCAACUCAGAGUUUAGGAAAGCAAAUCACAAGGAAGAUCUUAAAUCUGCUGGUGCUACUUCUGACAAUUGCUCUAUUGAGAAACUUACGGAUUUGUUCUGUGAAGGGAAAGUAUGUUACUUUCUUAUAGCUCAUCAACUUAGACAACAAGAACACAAACAUAACUUUGAAUUAACUUACAUAACACAUCGUCUUGCACUAUUUUACCUGUUUCGAAAUAUUAACAACUCCAUAAAUCAACGACUAAAAAGUUUUCUUUUUUUGUCUGAUAUAGGUCACUUGGAAUGGAAUCUAUAUUUAAUAGCAUUAUCCUCCCACCCAAUGAAAACCACUAUGCAUGCAUAUCAGUUAUACUGUAAUAACGUUAUAACUUUUUUAAAUACCGUUGUUUUUAUUCUUCUCGUUUAUAGGUCCCGGUGAUAAGAGAAAUGGCAAAAAAAUUUGGGCGUGAGUGAUAAGGGCUUGAAGCUGGACAUUAUUAACCGGAUAAAGUCAGCUCUCAACAUCGAAGGAACUUUCUUAAAGCUCUUUUCCAAAAUGUGGGGUGGUUCAGGUAAAAAAUAUACAUUUAAGUAUUUUAAGAGUUUUAUUCAAUGUUGUAAAUUAUUUAAACUAUUGUUUCGACAUCAAUUUUCUCAUUUAAAGCAGUUUAUACUAAUUAGUAAGUUAAUACCUUUAAACGUAUACUGUACAUUCUCGCCGGCACUUCAUCAAGCGGUUCUUUUCCACGCGAAAAGCACAGGUUCGACUCCUGUGAGAUGAUGGGAUAUUGGAUGUACAUUAAACAUGUACUUUUAAGCAAUAGAAACAGUUUUGCCGUGUUGCAUAUGGAUGCAAGAAAGUGAAUAUAUAUUGCCCAGUUGGAAAUUUUUAAACGGCCCUAAAUUUAACAAAAAUGAAGUCAUCAUAUAAAGUAUCAUAUAAAAUAAUCAAAAAAAUAAAAUAAAUUAUUAACCAUAUGCAUGGAUAGCGUUCUUUAUUAUUACGGUGAGAAUGUUAUGCAUGCGUAAAUAAUGUAAUCAUAAUUUUCAAAAAAUAUAAAUACUUAUAGACGACGCAACCUGUUGUGUUAUUUUUUGUUUAUGUACUACUCUUUCUUUCUUUAAAUAGGUGGAUGGUUAGGGAUGACUUGUCUGCACUGUAUUUGCUAUGGUUUGAAGUGGCUUUUGAGGCACGAAGGCCCGCGAGAUCAUGUGGACAUGAUCAUGAACCUUGCCUCUGUACCGAAUGUUGUUGUGUUGGACAUGGCGAAUAUGAUGGUUGCCCAUGCCAGAAAUAGAGGCUACGACGUUUUCCAGCCAUUUAAUGGUCGUGUUGCUGAAUGCAGUCAAGAGAACAUCCAAAAGGCAAUGGAUGGUGAGCUGGAGAUUGACUGGCCUUGGUUCUCUAAUUGCGCAGAACAGGAUAGGGGAUGGGAAGAGGAAAGACUUGAUGGUGGACAGCUUCUGCGUAAUCCUUCGACUGGAUCAUCAGAGCAUUACUGCUUAUUUGAUCAAUUUCAUGAGGCAAACUCUACAGAUCCAGCUGAUUGCUUACGUAGAAUCUCCUGCGUCAACCAACUUGCUGGAAAGACAAAUUCAGAGACCGCUGAACAGCUCAACAACAGAAGAAAUUGUGACAACUAUUUCACGACAUCUUUGACGGCACAUAACUCCGUAUUUGUUGAGAGAUUGGCAACCCAUUUUAACAACGAGAAGGAAAAUAAACACGUAAUCGCUAUUCAUAAUCGACAGGUAACUAAUCUAAAAUUUUAGGUAGAAAACUUUUCCGUACUUUGUAUAAAAGUUUAUAUAGAAGCACUUGUUGAACGUUAUGCAAACAAAAAGGUGGUGGGAAGCUUACAUAAUAUAAAAACCAAGUUAUUACAAUAUAAAUUCUCAUAAUAUGCAGUAAAUCGCUUGUAAAAUACAAAAAAGUAAUGGUUUCUAUUAGUUCUGGCAAUGGGGAUCGUGCAGACUUGUAUGUUUGAGUAUUGGUUUGUGGUAAAGUGAGUGCAUGUUUUUUUUUAGUUUGGAGAACACUUGACUACAAAUUCGAAAGGGCAACUGGUGAUUGGCAACAUCGUGGAGCCACCUCAAAUACCACCACCUUCCAAACGACCAAGAGUAGAAAGUGUUGAGACAGCUCCAUUAUGCCCGUCUGUUGGUUUAAAUUCAACCACGAUUGCUGCGGUGGUUUCAUCCGUGACAAAACAAUCAAUGAACCCAACAAUCUCAACAGAUUCUUCCACAAAUUCAUCCUCUUGCCCAACGAUUCAAUCCUCGUUUCCCAGCCUUAGCCCUUCUACUGAUGCCGUUCAUCCAUCUAUUAAUGUUAGUGCUGAAUCAGUUCCUUUUCACAAUACUACAUGUGAAUUGGGUACCACGACUUUGCCAAACGAAAAAGAAUUAUGUGAAAAUGUACGUUUUUUAAAAGUUGCUGGAACAUGUGUCUCGCUGUGGCUUUUACCCGAACGUAUCGAUGUUAGUCAAUCUUCUACUUGCCUCAAUAUCACAAAUGCCAGCACCAUUACAGCUCUUUUUUUGGGUCACAUAUGGCUUGCAACAAGAGUUAAUUUCCCCGAGGAUGGUACUCUCCAUCACUCCUGGUUUUCUUCGAUUCUGUAUGCUACGAAAAAGGGGAUCACUUUAUCGAACGAAUCUGAAGAUGGUGCACGUACACUGGCCGUGGAGGAAAAUAAAACUUAUCUAUGUAGAAGUCUUUUAGUUGAUAUCGUCCUGCACCCAGCAGCAAUAGUGUGA
Messenger RNA from Paramuricea clavata, 3008 nucleotides. Lineage: Eukaryota; Metazoa; Cnidaria; Anthozoa; Malacalcyonacea; Plexauridae. The record is from the annotation of a GenBank genome assembly.